AUGGAAGAGCCUAGCAUUGGAUGGGUAGGCCUGGGCAACGCCGGCUACCCUAUGGCUGCCUGCCUCGCAAAGAAGGGUCACAGGCUGCUUGUCAGAGAUGCAGACCCAGCGCGAGGCAUCGAGUUCGUCGAGGAGUAUCCGAAAUCAAGGGUGGCCACAUCGGAGCCAGACAGUUUUCAAAAUUGCGAAGUUGUCAUCACAAUGCUGCCGAAUGGAAAAGUUGUCUAUGAUGUGCUACUGGGCGCGAACGGCAUCGCUCCACACCUAAAGCCAGGAUCGGUUGUCGUUGACACUAGCUCGUCUUCACCAUUCGACACCAGAGCUCUGGGCCUCGAACUGAGCCGGUUACGAGUCGAUCUUGUAGACUCACCCAUCACUCAGGAGCAGCUGCAUGCCAUUGAUCAAGGAGGUGCCACGUUGAUGGUCGGCGCCGACUCAACUGAAGCGCUCGAGAAAGUCAUGCCGAUGUUGAAGGACAUGAGCACGCACGUCUUCCCUAUGGGCGGCCUUGGAGCUGGGCACACCAUGAAGACGCUCAACAAUUACGUCAGCAUUGGAAGCAUCAUCGCGCUCAACGACGCUUUAGUAACCGGCCAAAAGCUUGGCCUCGACCCGCAAACCAUGAUCGAUGUGAUGAACGUCGGUACUGGCGUCAACUUCUCAACAAAAUACUCGCAAAAGAACCUCAAAUCGUACGACACUGGCUACCAGCUUGAACUACUUGUCAAAGAUGUCAAAAUUGCAAAGGACGUGAUCGAAAAAUCAGGCUUCCAGACUGAGCUACCAGCACUGGCUGAGAGAUACCUUGAAGAUUCACUAAAAGUGGUUGGUAAAGGAGCUGACCACGCAGAGAGUCUGAAGAGCUGGGAGCAGAGAGCUGAGGUGGAAAUCAAGAAGACGGAAAAGAGAGAGGAAGAGCGGAAUCUGCGCACUAUCUAG
This is a messenger RNA of Didymosphaeria variabile, 939 nucleotides long. RefSeq lists its product as uncharacterized. The coding region runs from base 1 to 939 and encodes 312 amino acids. Gene Ontology annotation, molecular function: oxidoreductase activity, acting on the CH-OH group of donors, NAD or NADP as acceptor; NAD binding; NADP binding. NCBI's taxonomy places the organism in Eukaryota, Fungi, Ascomycota, Dothideomycetes, Pleosporales, Didymosphaeriaceae. The record is from RefSeq and is a predicted model, not a curated record. The transcript has 3 exons.